Molecule: messenger RNA, 3870 nt
Organism: Peromyscus eremicus (cactus mouse)
Lineage: Eukaryota; Metazoa; Chordata; Mammalia; Rodentia; Cricetidae
Gene: Sall2
Product: spalt like transcription factor 2
Exons: 2
Coding region: 170-3178 (1002 amino acids)
Biological process (GO): regulation of transcription by RNA polymerase II
Cellular component (GO): nucleus
Molecular function (GO): DNA-binding transcription factor activity, RNA polymerase II-specific; RNA polymerase II cis-regulatory region sequence-specific DNA binding
Source: RefSeq, a predicted model, not a curated record
UCACUGGUCGGCCGGUCUCUGGGAAGGGAGAAUUCCUCUGCUUCACAGUGGGUUUGCACUGGGGGACAGACAGUCGUUGGCCUCAGACCAGAGAGGGUGAUCCGACCAGGUCACCCAGUUAAAACUCAGUGCUUGGUGUUCUCUCUCUUCUACCGCUCCCUACUCGGGAAUGUCUCGGCGAAAGCAGCGGAGACCCCAACAGUUAAUCUCGGACUGCGAAGGUCCCAGCGCAUCUGAGAACGGUGAUGCUAGCGAGGAGGACCACCCCCAAGUCUGUGCCAAAUGCUGCGCACAAUUCUCUGACCCGACCGAAUUCCUCGCUCACCAGAACGCAUGUUGUACUGACCCACCCGUAAUGGUGAUAAUUGGGGGCCAGGAGAACCCCAGCAACUCUUCAGCCUCCUCUGCACCCCGGCCAGAGGGCCACAGUAGGCCCCAGGUCAUGGAUACAGAUCACAGCAAUCCCCCAGAUUCUGGGUCUUCUGGGCCCCCUGAUCCUACCUGGGGGGCAGAGCGGAGAGGAGAGGAGUCUUCAGGGCAUUUCCUGGUCGCUGCCACAGGUACAGCGGCUGGGGGAGGCGGGGGCCUGAUCUUGGCCAGUCCCAAGCUGGGAGCAACCCCAUUACCUCCAGAAUCUACCCCUGCACCCCCUCCUCCACCACCUCCCCCACCACCCCCAGGUGUAGGCAGUGGCCACUUGAACAUUCCUCUGAUCUUGGAAGAGCUGCGGGUGCUGCAGCAGCGCCAGAUCCAUCAGAUGCAGAUGACUGAGCAAAUCUGCCGCCAGGUGCUGCUACUUGGCUCCUUAGGGCAGACAGUGGGUGCCCCUGCCAGUCCCUCAGAGCUACCUGGGACAGGGACAGCCUCCUCCUCCAAGCCCCUACUGCCUCUCUUCAGUCCCAUCAAGCCUGUCCAAACUGGCAAGACGCUGGCACCAUCCUCUUCCUCCUCUUCCUCCUCCUCAGGGGCAGAACCGCCUAAGCAGGCUUUCUUCCACCUCUACCACCCACUGGGAUCGCAGCAUCCAUUCUCUGUAGGAGGGGUUGGGCGAAGCCACAAACCCACUCCUGCCCCCUCCCCGGCCCUGCCAGGCAGCACAGAUCAGCUGAUUGCCUCCCCUCAUCUGGCAUUCCCAGGCACCACAGGACUCCUGGCAGCUCAGUGUCUUGGGGCAGCAAGGGGCCUUGAGGCUGCUGCCUCCCCAGGGCUCCUGAAGCCAAAGAAUGGAAGUGGCGAGCUGGGCUAUGGGGAAGUGAUCAGUUCCUUGGAAAAGCCUGGUGGAAGGCACAAAUGCCGCUUUUGUGCCAAAGUCUUUGGCAGUGACAGCGCCCUGCAGAUCCACCUUCGUUCCCACACUGGUGAGAGGCCCUAUAAGUGCAACGUCUGUGGUAACCGCUUCACUACUCGGGGCAACCUCAAAGUACAUUUCCACCGGCAUCGCGAGAAGUACCCACACGUGCAAAUGAAUCCACAUCCCGUACCAGAGCACCUAGACUACGUCAUCACCAGCAGUGGGCUGCCUUAUGGAAUGUCUGUGCCGCCGGAGAAAGCAGAAGAGGAGGCAGCCACACCAGGUGGAGGUGUUGAACGCAAACCUCUAGUGGCCUCCACCACAGCACUCAGUGCCACAGAGAGCCUGACACUACUCUCCACUGGUACAAGUACAGCCGUGGCUCCUGGUCUCCCUGCUUUCAACAAGUUUGUGCUCAUGAAAGCCGUGGAGCCCAAGAGUAAAGCUGAUGAAAAUACUCCCCCGGGGAGUGAGGGAUCAGCCAUUACUGGAGUAGCGGACAGUGGCGCAGCAACCCGAAUGCAGCUAAGUAAGCUGGUGACAUCCCUGCCGAGUUGGGCACUGCUUACUAAUCACUUGAAGUCAUCUGGAAGUUUCCCCUUCCCCUAUGUGCUAGAACCCUUGGGGGCCUCACCUUCUGAGACCUCAAAGCUACAGCAGCUGGUAGAAAAGAUUGACCGUCAAGGAGCUGUGGCAGUGGCCUCUACUGCCUCAGGAGCUCCCACCACAUCUGCCCCUGCACCUUCGUCCUCCUCCUCGGGACCUAACCAGUGUGUCAUCUGUCUCCGGGUGCUGAGCUGCCCUCGGGCUCUACGCCUGCAUUACGGCCAACACGGAGGUGAGCGGCCCUUCAAGUGUAAAGUGUGUGGCAGAGCUUUCUCCACCAGGGGCAAUUUGCGUGCACAUUUUGUGGGCCACAAGACCAGUCCAGCUGCCCGGGCCCAGAACUCCUGCCCCAUCUGCCAGAAGAAGUUCACUAACGCUGUCACUCUGCAGCAACAUGUUCGGAUGCACCUGGGGGGCCAAAUCCCCAAUGGCGGUUCCACGCUCCCUGAAGGUGGGGGAGCUGCCCAGGAGAAUAGCUCUGAGCAAUCUGCAGUCUCUGGACCAGGGAGCUUCCCCCAGCAGCCAUCCCAGCAACCAUCACCGGAAGAGGAGUUGUCUGAGGAAGAGGAUGAGGAUGAGGAAGAGGAAGAUGUGACAGAUGAAGAUUCCCUAGCAGGAAGAGGCUCAGAGAGCGGGGGUGAGAAGGCCAUAUCAGUGCGAGGUGACUCAGAAGAGGUGUCUGGGGCAGAGGAGGAAGUGGGAACAGUGGUCGCAGCACCCACCGUUGGGAAGGAGAUUGAUAGUAAUGAAAAAGCCACUCAGCAAUCUUCUCUGCCACCACCCCCACCUGACAACCCGGAUCACCCCCAACCCAUGGAGCAGGGAACCAGUGAUGUUUCUGGAGGCGCAGAAGAAGAGGCCAAACUGGAGGGGACCUCAAGCCCCAUUGCAGCACUCACCCAAGAAGGGGAGGGCACCGGCACCCCUUUGGUGGAGGAGCUGAACUUACCGGAAGCCGUGAAGAAGGAGCCAGGAGAGGGCAGCAGCAGAAAUGCCUGUGAAGUGUGUGGCCAGACCUUUCCUACCCUAACAGCUCUGGAAGAGCAUCAGAAGACCCAUCCUAAGGAAGGGCCGCUCUUCACUUGUGUUUUCUGCAGGCAGGGCUUCCUUGACCGUCCUACCCUCAAGAAGCACAUGCUGUUGGCUCACCACCAGGUACCACCCUUUGCACCCCAUGGCCCUCAGAAUAUUGCUACUCUUUCCUUGGUCCCUGGCUGUCCUUCCAUCACCUCUCCAGGGCUCUCCCCGUUCCCACGGAAAGAUGAUCCCGCCAUCCCAUGAGCCUGUUUUCUGUACCCAGUCCCCUAUGACCAUAUGCUCCAUAGGAGGACCUUCAAGAUUUACUCAACCUUCUCAAGUUUUGACAUGAUGUUUCUAGUGGCUUCUCUCUAGACCCUGAGCUUAAAAGUUGCAUUUAAAAGGGAAUGCCCUCUAAGAAAUUUGUAUCACCUUUUUGUUCUUUGUAACUAAGGAAAACAGAUUCUCUAGCUUUCACAUUCUCAAGGGGAGCCCUCUCCUCUUCUCCCUUUCCCGUUGACAGGUACACCAGAACCCCUAUCUUUGGAAAUGGCAGCCUUGCUCAAAGGGGCUGGCAGCUGUCUGUGGAGGGAGGGCCCUGUGCUACUCCUUGGUGACCUUGACCAAGUCACCCUGCAAGACUUCUUGUGCCAGGACCUUCUUGAGAAGCUUGUGCUGGGUGGGUUUCUUACCUUUCUGCAAGCAGUACAGUUUUUCCUGUCAGGUGGCCUCGUCCCCAAGCCCUGGAGCUCUAGACCCACCUGCCUUGCCACUUCAACCCUCACACCAUCAUUGCUAUGAAGCCCAGGAACUGUGCUUGAGGUGACUCCAACAACAUGAUCCAGAGAGGCAGAGGAGGACAUAGCCUCUCUCCUAUUUCUGCCUCCUGUAUCCAAGCUGGCACCUACCAAGCACACCAGAGAAAAGAAGUAACAAACUAUAGCUUCUUUCUCCUU